Molecule: messenger RNA, 902 nt
Organism: Coregonus sp. 'balchen'
Lineage: Eukaryota; Metazoa; Chordata; Actinopteri; Salmoniformes; Salmonidae
Source: the annotation of a GenBank genome assembly
AUGAAUACCUGCCAGUCUGGGGAGAAAACAGGUGAAGAGGGGGGGAGGGAGGGAGGGAGGGAGGGAGGGAGGGAGGGAGGGAGGGAGGGAGGGAGGGAGGGAGGGAGGGAGGGAGGGAGGGAGGGAGGGAGGGGGAAUGGUCUGGAGCUGAUGUUGGAUAUACAACAGGAUGAAUACCUGCCAGUCUGGGGAGAAACAGGUGAAGAGGGGGGGAGGGAGGGGAGGGAGGGAGGGAAGGAGGGAGGGAGGGAGGGAGGGGGGAACGGACUGGAGCUGAUGCUGGAUAUCCAACAAGACGAAUACCUGCCAGUCUGGGGAGAAACAGGUGAAGGGGGGGGAGGGAGGGAGGGAGGGAGGGAGGGAGGUAGGGAGGGAGGGAGGGGGGAACGGACUGGAGCUGAUGCUGGAUAUCCAACAAGACGAAUACCUGCCAGUCUGGGGAGAAACAGGUGAAGAGGGGGGGAGGGAGGGAGGGAGGGAGGGAGGGAGGGAGGGAGGGAGGGAGGGAGGGAGGCAGGGAGGGAGGGAGGGAGGGAGGGAGGGAGGGAGGGAGGGGGAACGGACUGGAGCUGAUGCUGGAUAUCCAACAAGACGAAUACCUGCCAGUCUGGGGAGAGAAACAGGUGAAGAGGGGGGAGGGAGGGAGGGAGGCAGGGAGGGAGGGAGGGAGGGAAGGAGGGAGGGAGGGAGGGGGAACGGACUGGAGCUGAUGCUGGAUAUCCAACAAGACGAAUACCUGCCAGUCUGGGGAGAAACAGGUGAAGAGGGAGGGAGGGAGGGAGGGAGGGAGGGAGGGAGGGAGGGAGGGAGGGGGAGGGAAUGGUCUGGAGCUGAUGUUGGAUAUCCAACAGGAUGAAUACCUGCCAGUCUGGGGAGAGGCAUGGAGGGAGGGAGGGAAGUAG